AUGGCGCCGAUUGACGAGGCUCUUGAUUUUCUGAAAUCGUCGGAAUUAGUGAAUUAUGCCGAUACUGCACGGAAAUUCAACCAUAACGAGACUACUACGAUCGCCUCGCCCGUUGAGAAUGGAGACCUCGACAUAACGUCCGGCAUGCUCAGCAGUGACGACUAUGGUGGUGGCUCUGACCCCGGCUGCGGUCCCCCGCCGAAGCCCAAGCCGAAGAAGUGCAAGAAAAAGGGUGCUAGAUGCAACGCGAGAACCCCAGGCGGCAACAAAUGCUGCAAGGGACUUAAGUGUAUCUCAGGAAAGUGCGGCAAGCAGAAGCCGCCCGCACCUCCCUCACCCCCUGUCCCCGGCUACUAA
Hirsutella rhossiliensis is the source of this 357-nucleotide messenger RNA. RefSeq lists its product as uncharacterized. NCBI's taxonomy places the organism in Eukaryota, Fungi, Ascomycota, Sordariomycetes, Hypocreales, Ophiocordycipitaceae. The record is from RefSeq and is a predicted model, not a curated record. The transcript is spliced from 3 exons. Bases 1 to 357 code for a protein of 118 amino acids.